This is a messenger RNA of Saccostrea echinata, 1443 nucleotides long. RefSeq lists its product as uncharacterized. NCBI's taxonomy places the organism in Eukaryota, Metazoa, Mollusca, Bivalvia, Ostreida, Ostreidae. The coding region runs from base 64 to 1443 and encodes 459 amino acids. The transcript has 5 exons. The record is from RefSeq and is a predicted model, not a curated record.
UCCAGUCUGGUUGUGACGUCACAUUUGUCUUGUGACUUGGAAUAUUAAAGUACCUGCAUUAGGAUGUCCGUCUGUCAACAGCGCCUUCUGGCCAGAAUGUCUACUGAGAAAGAAACACUUCAAAAACGUCAACAGAGCCCUAAUGCUCCUGGGACUCAGCAGCAACCCCAAGGGACGCAACCCCAGCCAGGCUACCAACAACCACAUAGCGCCUAUCAACAAAACCAACCACAGUACAUAAACUCUCAACUUCCAACAUACACACAGCCACAAAACCCAUCAAUGACGUCACAAUUGCAGCAACCUCCAAUAUUGUAUGUUGGGUACAAUACUAAUCACCCUGUCACAUUCAUACCGGCCCCAGUCCCAAAGCGAUCAAUUUUUGAGGCGUACCUUCUUACUCUCCUUCUGGGAUUUACUGGAGCGCAGCACUUCUACCUGAGGCGCCCUGCAUGGGGUGUCGUGUACUUUUUCACGCUUGGAUUUCUGGGAUGUGGGUGGGUGAUUGAUCUGUUUAGGCUCCCUCUGUUGGUGGCUCGCUGUAACAAACAAGCGUCACACCCGGAGACAACCGAGGAGAAAAAGAAAAACCUAGACGAUGCUUAUGUACUAUGGCUACCUGCGGGUUUUUUGGGACUUCAUCACUUUUAUUUGAACAACAUCGGUCUGGGUGUUGUAUACUUCUUCACAUUUGGACUACUGGGUGUCGGAUGGGUUAUUGAUGCUUUCUUAAUGCCGUAUCACGUUAGAAAAGCAAACUCCAACAUCCCAGAUUCUCAAGAGAAAAGCACAGCUACUACUUGCAUAUUAACCAUUUCUCCUGCGGGGAUCCUCGGCGCUCACCAUUAUUACCUCAAUAGGAUAGGGUUUGGGAUCGCCUACACGCUUACAUUUGGACUUCUUGGUGUUGGAUACAUUGUUGACUGGUGCCGCUUCCCAGUAUUAGUUCAAAGAUACAACAAGAGUAAAAGCAAGGGCUUCAUUUCCCACAAACAUUUGGAUGAUGCUUAUCUUCUGUGGUUUCCACUUGGGUUUCUCGGACUUCAUCAUUUCUACCUGAACAGACCAGGGUGGGGCUGCCUGUAUUUCUUUACUUUCGGUUUGUUUGGGCUUGGGUGGAUUAUCGACGGAUGUCGGCUGUGUUCCUUGGUUACAGAAUGUAACAGACAAAUAGACGAACAGAUCCUUCUCAACAGCAACAACCAGGGAAUUUCUAAUCCUAACUUUGUAGCCGGAAGUGGCGGAUCUCAUCAAUGGCCACCAGCAGCUGGAGGUCAAGUUGUCUCUAAUUAUACAUAUACGUCAAUACCAUAUCCACCAGGGUAUACGGCCAAUUGUCCUGCCCAGCCAGGGCUUUAUCCAACACAACAUAACGGAUAUGGGUCCACUUCCGGUGUUGGCGAUCAACCACCUCCUUAUGAAGCUGCCCGUACGAAAUUUUAG